This is a messenger RNA of Rhododendron vialii, 7269 nucleotides long. Its product is annotated as DNA polymerase epsilon catalytic subunit A-like. Gene Ontology annotation, biological process: DNA replication; DNA replication proofreading; base-excision repair, gap-filling. The transcript has 49 exons. Gene Ontology annotation, molecular function: DNA-directed DNA polymerase activity; nucleotide binding; single-stranded DNA 3'-5' DNA exonuclease activity. The record is from RefSeq and is a predicted model, not a curated record. Gene Ontology annotation, cellular component: epsilon DNA polymerase complex; nucleus. The coding region runs from base 158 to 6847 and encodes 2229 amino acids. NCBI's taxonomy places the organism in Eukaryota, Viridiplantae, Streptophyta, Magnoliopsida, Ericales, Ericaceae.
AAACCUUUCAGCAUAUCACUCCUCCCUCCCCGAUCCCGCCCUCUUUCCCUCUCUCUAAAACAGUCUCCAAAUCCACACCCUAGAGCUGAAACUCUCCGCCUUUCUUAUUCUACGAAGUCUCGAGUCGCCGAUUAGGGUUCCGCCGGACUCCGAAACGAUGAACGGCGAAGGUCGAAGAAGAGGAGGAGACCGACGAGAUCUAAGACUCUCGAAGCAGCAGAAGCUCAUCCUCACCGCCGAAGAGCAACUCGAGUCCAAGCUCGGUUUCGAUCUCUUCUCCGAAGGCGACAAGCGCCUCGGCUGGCUUCUCACCUUCUCAUCCUCAUCUUGGGAGGAUCAGGAUACCCACAAGGUCUACAGUUGUGUUGAUCUCUACUUUGUUUGUCAGGACGGCUCUACUUUUAAGACGAAGUACAAGUUCCGGCCAUAUUUUUAUGCGGCUACGAAGGAUAAAAUGGAAAUAGAUGUUGAGGCCUACUUGAGAAGACGGUAUGAGAGUCAGAUUGCUGAUAUAGAAAUUGUAGAGAAAGAAGACCUUAAUCUUAAAAACCAUCUAUCCGGUCUACGUAAACCUUAUCUCAAGAUAUCCUUUGAUACCGUUCAACAACUGAUGUGUGUAAAAAGUGAUCUUAUGCAUGUUGUUGAGAGAAACCAGGCAAAACUCGAUGCUGCUGAAGCUUACGAGUCCGUAUUAACAGGAAAAAGCAAACAACGACCGCAAGAUUUCAUAGAUUGUGUAUUUGAUCUUCGGGAGUUUGAUGUUCCUUACCAUGUUCGUUUUGCUAUUGACAAUGAUGUGAGAUCUGGGCAGUGGUAUGAUGUAAGUGUAUCCAGUGCUGGGGUUAUGUUGGAAAGGAGAAUCGAUCUCCUGCAACGUGCUGAAGUUCAUGUUUGUGCAUUUGAUAUUGAGACCACCAAGCUUCCUUUAAAGUUUCCAGAUGCUGAGUAUGAUUUAAUAAUGAUGAUCUCCUACAUGGUUGAUGGGCAAGGGUAUCUAAUUAUUAACAGAGAGUGUGUAGGAGAAGAUAUAGAGGAUUUGGAAUACACUCCAAAACCAGAAUUUGAAGGUUUUUUUAAAGUUACCAAUGUGAAAAAUGAGGAAGAGCUUCUUAGACAUUGGUUUGCCCACAUGCAAGAGGUGAAACCUGGGAUAUAUGUUACGUACAAUGGUGACUUUUUUGAUUGGCCAUUCCUAGAAAGCAGAGCAGCCCAUCAUGGGAGUAGAAUGAGUGAUGAGUUAGGAUUCAAAUGUGACCAGAAUCAAGGGGAAUGUCGUGCCAAAUUUGCUUGCCAUCUGGAUUGCUUUGCAUGGGUCAAACGUGAUAGUUAUCUUCCCCAGGGAAGCCAAGGCUUAAAGGCUGUUACCAAGGCCAAAUUGGGUUAUGACCCAUUGGAGGUGAAUCCAGAGGAUAUGGUUCGUUUUGCAAAGGAGAGGCCCCAGAUGAUGGCCUCCUAUUCUGUUUCAGAUGCCGUUGCAACUUAUUACUUGUAUAUGACCUAUGUCCAUCCAUUCAUUUUCUCUCUUGCCACAAUAAUACCCAUGCCACCAGAUGAGGUUUUGCGUAAAGGAAGUGGAACCCUUUGUGAGAUGCUUCUUAUGGUUCAGGCAUACGAGGCAAACGUUAUUUGUCCUAAUAAACACGAAUCGGAUCCAGAGAAGUUCUAUAGUAAUCAUCUCUUGGAGAGUGAGACAUAUAUUGGUGGCCAUGUGGAAUGCCUGGAAAGUGGUGUUUUUAGAUCUGAUCUACCAACUAGUUUUAAGCUUGAUCCAUCUGCUUAUGAGCAAUUGAUCAAUAAUCUUGAUCGGGAUCUGCAAUAUGCUAUUAGAGUGGAGGGUAAGAUGGACUUGGAUUUGGUUUCAAAUUAUGAUGAAGUGAAGAAUGCCAUUAUGGAAAAGCUUAUGAAUCUGCGAGAUGAACCUAUACGUGAAGAAUUCCCACUUAUUUAUCAUCUAGAUGUGGCUGCAAUGUACCCAAACAUUAUUUUGACGAACAGGCUCCAGCCACCAUCAAUUGUCUCAGAUGAGAUCUGCACCGCAUGUGAUUUCAACCGGCCGGGCAAAACUUGUCUUCGGAAGCUUGAAUGGGUCUGGCGUGGGGAGACAUACACGGCAAAGAAAAGUGAUUACUUUCAUAUGAAGAGGCAAAUUGAGUCUGAGUUUGUUGAUAGUGGAGAUGGCCAGAUAUCAAAAUCCUUUCUGGAUCUACCUAAAUUGGAGCAGCAAUCAAAACUCAAAGAGCGCCUAAAGAAAUACUGUCAGAAGGCUUAUAAACGGGUACUUGACAAGCCAGUAACUGAGCUACGAGAAGCAGGGAUCUGCAUGCGUGAAAACCCUUUUUAUGUUGACACUGUCCGCAGCUUCCGAGAUAGAAGGUAUGAAUACAAAGGACUCAAUAAGGUUUGGAAGGGAAAGCUGUCAGAAGCAAAGACAAGUGGAAAUUCUAUAAAGAUUCAAGAAGCACAAGAUAUGGUAGUACUUUAUGAUUCUCUACAACUGGCUCAUAAAUGUAUUCUCAAUUCCUUCUACGGAUACGUCAUGCGAAAGGGUGCAAGAUGGUACUCUAUGGAAAUGGCUGGAGUUGUUACAUAUACUGGUGCAAAAAUAAUCCAAAAUGCACGUUUACUCGUUGAGAAAAUUGGACGACCACUUGAAUUAGACACUGAUGGUAUCUGGUGUGCUUUACCUGGAUCCUUCCCUGAGAACUUCACUUUUAAAACAAAAGACUCAAAGAAGAAGCUGACAAUUUCAUAUCCUUGUGUUAUGCUUAACGUUGAUGUUGCAAGGAACAACACAAAUGAUCAGUACCAGACACUCAAAGAUGCGGUUAAUAAAACAUACACAACUCACAGUGAAUGCUCAAUUGAAUUUGAAGUAGAUGGACCCUAUAAGGCAAUGAUUCUUCCAGCUUCUAAGGAAGAAGGAAUUUUAAUUAAGAAGCGCUAUGCUGUUUUUAAUGAUGAUGGGACUCUGGCAGAGCUUAAAGGUUUCGAGAUCAAGCGUAGAGGUGAGCUGAAGCUCAUCAAAGUUUUUCAGGCUGAGCUUUUUGACAAAUUCCUUCAUGGAUCAACCUUAGAGGAAUGCUACUCUGCUGUUGCAUCAGUUGCCAACCGUUGGCUCGAUCUUCUCGAUAAUCAAGGGAAGGAUAUUGCGGACAGCGAGUUACUUGAUUAUAUAUCAGAAUCAAGCACGAUGAGCAAGUCCCUAGCAGACUAUGGCCAACAAAAGUCAUGUGCAGUUACCACUGCAAAACGUCUUGCUGAUUUUCUUGGUGAUGCAAUGGUCAAAGACAAAGGACUGCGUUGUCAAUAUGUAGUUGCAUGCGAGCCAAAGGGUACACCAGUAAGUGAGCGUGCUGUCCCUGUUGCAAUAUUUGAAACUGAUCUUGAAAUAGUGAAGUUUUAUGUGCGGAAGUGGUGCAAGGUUUCAUCAGAUGUUGGUAUUCGCUCCAUUAUUGAUUGGUCCUAUUACAAGCAACGGCUUAGCUCAGCAAUUCAGAAAAUUGUUACCAUUCCUGCUGCAAUGCAGAAGGUUGCGAAUCCUGUACCUAGGGUAGUUCAUCCAGAUUGGUUGCAUAAGAGGGUUCGUGAGAAGGAGGAUAAAUUUCGCCAGCGGAAAUUGGUUGAUAUUUUCAGCUCAUUGAAGACGGAUGGUGACAUUAACAUGAGUAUUGGUCCUACGACCACCAAUCAAAUAACAGAUGAAAAGAAUCUUGCUGAUCUGGAGGACUUUAAGCACGGAGGUGGAACUUCUAUCACCAGACAUAGGCCUAUUGUUCGUUAUGAAGUCAAUAACAGAUUGCAUCUGGUUAAGGCAAGCUGUCAAGAAGAUUCUCCACAGAAACAAAGCGAAGGUGGUGGAAGUGUGCGUCAACCAUUGUCACCGCUGCACCACAAUAUCAUAAAUGUUGAAGAUAUUGACAGAAAUGUGGAUUAUCAAGGAUGGCUUGAGGUAAGGAAGAGAAGGUGGAAAGAUACUCUCGAGAAAAGGAAGCGGCAAAGGUUGGGAGAUUUGAAGGCACUAAACCAAACUAAUGGUGCUUUUGGGAUGCCUGGAAAGACAAAUCAGAAACAAACUCAGAGAAAAACUGGGGUCAAUUCCUAUUUUGAGAGGCAGGAAUUAGCCCUUAUACGCUCUCACUGGCAGAUAGUUCAAAUUGUACCGAGUUCGCAACAUGGACAAUACUUUGCCUGGGUUGUAGUAGAAGGCUUCAUGCGUAAGAUUCCUAUUGUUGUACCCCGAGUUUUUUACCUCAACUCUAAAGCUCCUAUAACAGCAGAAUUUCCUGGAAGGCGUGUCAACAAGAUUCUUCCUCAUGGACGCCAUAGCUAUAACCUAAUUGAGGUCAACAUUGAUGAAGAUCAAUUUAGGGCUGAAAGCAAGAAACUUGCUGCUCAUCUUGCAGAUCCAGAAGUUGAGGGAAUAUAUGAGACAAACAUGCCAUUGGAUUUUAACGCCAUCCUUCAGAUUGGUUGUGUUUGUAAACUGGAUAAAGCAGCUAAGAAACGAAAUCCCCAGGAUGGCUGGACUCUGGAUGAAUUACACAUGAAGACAACAACAGAAUGCUCUUAUUUGGAACAAUCAUUCUCUUUCUUCUACGUGUAUCACAGCAUCUCCGAGGGACGGGCUAUAUAUGUUGGAUUUUUUCCUGCAUCUAGGACAAUAUCAGUUGUGGUGGUUAAUCCUUUCCAGAAUAAGGAACUAUCACCACAUAUUAUUGAGAAGCAAUACCGUGAAGCUAGUCAAGCAUUGUCAAUUGAACCUCCCAUGCCUAGAGAUAGUACCAAUUUUAAGGUGGAUUAUGUUGGAAAUGUCAAGGAUGCCGAGAAGAUUAUACAAAGGAUAAUAAAUGAAUACAGGCAACUACAUCAUGUACCUGCAAUUGCUGUAAUUGAGUGCCCAGAAGUCCAUCUGAUGAAGUCGCAUAUACGUGCUCUGGAUGAUUUCCCAUGUGUUAGCAUCCCUUGUAAUGCUCGUGAUAGUAACUAUCAGGCUCUUGGGUGGCAAAUUAUGGCAUCAAAAAUUGGAAUGCAACGAUGUGCUGCAUCAUCUCAGUGGUUGAAUGAGAGAAUUUCUCUUUCGCGAUAUGCCCAUGUUCCACUAGGGAAUUUUGAACUUGAUUGGCUCAUGCAUACAGCAGAUAUCUUCUUUUCAAGAGCUUUACGUGAUCAGCAACAGGUACUUUGGAUAUCUUAUACUGGCAAUCCAGAUCUUGGAGGCAUUAAUGAAGAAGAGUCGUGUUUUGCUGAUGAGGUCAAUCAACCUGUUCUUACUUACCCUGGAGCGUACAGGAAAGUUACUGUAGAACUAAAGAUUCAUCACCUGGCUGUUGAUGCUCUUCUGAAAAGCAAUCAGUUGAAUGAGAUGGAAGGAGGUGUCUUGUUUGGGUUAGAGCAGGAUUUGAAUCCUGGAGCACAUACUUUGAAUGAACACUGUUGCUUUGAUGAGGUUACCUCAUGUUCUCCUGCGUUCCGUGUUCUCAAACAAUUGAUCCAAAGAUGCCUCACAGAUGCACUUACGUCUGGAAAUGUGUUUGCUGAUGCAAUAUUGCAGCAUUUAUACCGAUGGCUUUGCAGCCCACACUCAAAACUUCACGACCCAGCUCUUCACCGCAUGCUUCAUAAGGUCAUGCAAAAAGUGUUUGCGCUGUUGUUGGCCGAAUUUCGUAAGUUGGGUGCUGCAAUCGUGUUUGCCAACUUCUCAAAAGUUAUUAUAGACACAGGGAAGUCAGAUUUAUAUGCAGCCAAAGCCUACUGUGAUAGUUUACUCAAAACUCUACAAGCUAGAGACCUAUUCGAGUGGAUUGAGCUUGAGCCAGUGCAGUUUUGGCAUUCCUUGCUUUUCAUGGAUCAGUUCAACUAUGGUGGAAUCCAGGCUAGACUGAAUGGCCAAUCAUUAGAAGGUCUUUCUGAAUCAGAAAGCGGAAGCGAGCUUGAUGAAUCUCAAGUAGAUAUUGUUUCAAGCUGGAAUAUUGCUGAAAACUUACCUAAGACUACUCAGGAUCACUUCAUUUUGAUUGUCUCAGAAUUCAUAUAUAUACCAUGGAAAUAUGCACGAGAACAAACAGCAAUUAGAGCAUUGGUGAGGGAUGGCAACUUAUGCACUCCAUCAAUAUCUGGUGCAGCUGCUGAAAGUUUUGAGUCACACAUGACAGAAUAUCUCAGGGAGCAGAUCAGCUCUUACUUCGCAGAUAAACUUCUAAGGAUUGUUCGUGAUGCCAUUCAUCAUACGAAGGGAAUGAACAAUCCUAGUGCUGACCAACAUAUGUCCUAUGGACAUCCGCUUGUCACUAAUAUCCAUAUGGGUGAUCCUGCGCUAGAUUUCAUUAAGCAUGUCUGUGCUGUUCUGGCUCUCGAUCAAAAUGUUCAGCAUGAUAUUCUGAUCAUGAGGAGGAAUCUCUUAAAGUAUGUGCGCGUGAGGGAGUUUGCUCCAGAAGCUGAAUUUCGCGAUCAGUGUCUAUCCUUCACUUUGCCAAAUGUCAUUUGUAGCUACUGCAACGACUGCAGAGACCUAGACUUGUGCCAUGACAAAGCCUUUUUGGCUCAAGAGUGGCGCUGUGGUGUGCCACAGUGUGGGCAGCCAUAUGAUCGUGAGGCAAUGGAGAAUGUUCUUCUUCAGAUUGUAAGACAAAGAGAACGCCUCUAUCAGCUUCAAGACCUAGUGUGCCUAAAGUGCAACCAGGUCAAAGCAGCACACUUAUCUGUGGUCUGUGCUUGUGCUGGAUCAUUUAGAUGUAAGGAAGAUGUGUCCGAGUUCCGCAACAAAAUGCAGAUUUUCUUGAACAUAGCUAUCCAUCAGAAAUUUCAACUACUAGAAGAAUGUACUUCGUGGAUUCUUGAAAUGAAAUGAAUUUCAGAAUAGGUCUCUUGUUUAGCUGAUUCAAUGUUGUAGAUGCAUGAUCGCAAUUAUUUAUACCGCCUGGGCGGACAUGGCUAAAAGUGGCCAUUUAACUCAUGAUGAUAAAGCUUCUUUCAACCACGGAAGAUGGAGACGAUGAAGCUGCAGAAGUUUGGGUGUGUCCGCUUAUGUCAAAGCUGCAAGUUUAUUAUUGUACAUAAGCUUGUAAUUUAAGCAAUCACUUGAUGUAGAAUGUAAAUAUGCCCUCAUAGGUAUCUCUAAAGCUCAAUGUACAUUUUUGGCCUCAGUAUCACAGUUAGUCACGUAAUUUGUAAAGGUCUGGUUUUUAUGUGCAUGUAAUUCUUUUGCUUGAUAUAGAGAACAAAUAUUUCAAUACCAUUCCAUAAUAUAUAGCUUCCUUCAGUUCCACAUAA